AUGCAUGAUGUGGUUCGAGAUUUUGCUCAUUGGCUAACAUUAACCGGAGAAAAUAGGUUCAUGGUAAAAGGUAAGCUGAAAGAAUGGCCUGAUAUGGUUGAAAGUUUUGAAUGUUACACUGCAAUCGCUUUAUGGAAUUGUAGUAGUAACAUAAAAUUUCCUGACAAAGUGGAAUUUUCAAAGCUCAAGACUUUGUUUCUUCAUGGAGAGGAGGUGGGUGAUUUACUUGUGGUUUCCAGUACAUUUUUUGAGGAAAUGAAAGCCCUCCAAGUUCUAUUUCUCUCAAACGUCAAUUUCUCACUGAAAGGAUUCCAUUCCUUACCAAAUCUUAAAACAUUGUGGUGUGAGUAUUGCAAGCUGGAAAACUUCUCAUCAUCACUGACGAAUAUGAGAAGCCUUGAGAUUCUUGUAUUGAUUUCGACUAGGAUUGAUGAGAUAAGUGAAGAACUAGUGAAAUUAUCUACACUGAAAUAUUUACGUCUUUAUGGUGUUGAAGCAACAAUGAAAAUCCCCCCCAAGUUGGUAUCAAGGUUGAUGUCAUUGCAAGAGUUAUAUGUGACAUGUAUCAACAAUAUCAACUUAUUGGAGCUGAAUUCAUUAUCUCGUUUAACGGCACUAUCACUGCACCUUUCUACUAAUCAAUUUUCUCAAGAAGAUUUUGUAUUUCCUAAACUACAAAGGUACGAUAUAGAUGUAGGUGGGUUCUUUUUUAGCUCUAGGGAGGCGCCAACCAUUAGAAGAUUGAGAAUUCAAAAUUUCUCUUCAUUGAGUGCAUUUAAAAAUUUAUUUUGCAAUGUGGGAAAGUUGAAGUUGAAUAACGUUAGUGGAUUGAAAAACAUUGUGCCAAGCAUAGGAAAAAAGGCACUAAAUGAGUUGACUUCUCUGGAGCUUAAUUCUUGCAAAGAUAUGGAAUUUUUGACUGAUUUAACAGGAGAUCAAGGGUCAACUGUUGCAUUUUCUAAUUUGGUGAAAUUAACAAUACAAAGCAUGCUUUCUUUGAAAGGGUUGUGCUAUGGUCUUUCUCCAUCCCAUCCUGCAAUUGCAAGCUUCACAAGACUAACAGUUGUGACAAUUGCAUCUUGCCCUAGACUGAAAACAAUCUUCUCACCUUGCCUUGCUCAGAGUAUGUUGUGUAUAGAAGAACUCUUCAUAUGUAACUGCAAUGGACUAGAGCAAGUAAUUGGUUUUGCCCAAGAAGAAGAAAUUACUAAGAAUGGCUCUCGUCUUUGUUGCUAUCCGAAAUUGAGAAUUCUUAAGAUAGACGAUUGCAGAAGUUUAAAAUAUGUUUGUUCAAGCACUUCGACUCAAGGGCUUCAAUCAUUGGAAUCUGUCAAAAUAAGUAAUUGUCCUCAACUUAUGCAAAUCUUCAAGAUGGAACAAAAUGAGAAUGGGCAAGGUGUUGUGGUUCCUCAGGGAUGA
Gossypium arboreum is the source of this 1419-nucleotide messenger RNA. Its product is annotated as protein SUPPRESSOR OF npr1-1, CONSTITUTIVE 1-like. The transcript is spliced from 4 exons. The record is from RefSeq and is a predicted model, not a curated record. The coding region runs from base 1 to 1419 and encodes 472 amino acids. NCBI's taxonomy places the organism in Eukaryota, Viridiplantae, Streptophyta, Magnoliopsida, Malvales, Malvaceae.